UUGAAUGAUUAUAUUGGAAUAGAACUUAUCUGAACUAAGCUUAAUAUGCAGUGUAAAAUGGUCUCUUAAAAGCAUCGUUCAAACAUCAAAAAAAGCCGUAUGUACUUAUUUAUAUGAAUUGGUGAAUUAAAAGAACGCUAUAUAGUCACUAGUCAUAUAAAUAAUAAAAAUACUCAAGAGAAACAAACAUAAAAAAAAAAUAAUAAAUUUAUACCAGUUUCUAAACUACAUUUAAUAACUACGUUUAUUUAUUGUGGGUGAUAUUUUUUUCUUUUUUUUUGUUAUCUAAAUAAAGUUUAAUAAAUUCAAAAUAAAAAUUAUGGUAGAUUAUUAAAAAAAAAUUAAAAGUAAUAAUAACUGUUCUACUACAUUAAAGAAUAAAUUAAUUUGAAAUUAAAACAAAAAAAUUUUAUUUUGAAUUUGAAAAAAUCCUAUUACAACAAUGAAAUCAAAAGUUUGGAAUAAAAUUUUUAAUAAAAAUAAAUCAUCAUCUGCAAAUAAUUCAACAACACCAUCAACAUCAACAACAGCAGAAAAAGAAUGUACAACAAGUUCUUCAAAUACAAAUGCAAAUUAUUAUGAAAUUUCAAAAAAUCGAAUACAAACAUCGAAUGAUGAUACUACAUUAAUUAAUUAUGAACACGGCAACACAUUAAAUGAUAAUAAAAAUUUUAAUACAAAUAAAAAACAUACAAAAUAUAAAAAUGAUAUUUUAUUAAAUGAUGAAAUUAAUUAUUUAGAUUUAAAUAAAAGAAAUUCAAUUAUAAAACCUGGUACAUCAGCAACACUGGGACGUUUAAAUUCUAAUCAAGAAAAAUUAAUAUCAUCAUCUGGUAAUUGUAGUCCUAAUAAAGUAUCAAAAAUAUCUAAAAUGGUUAAUUCAUUUACAUUAAAACGUCAUUCUUCAAAAAAGAAAUCUGCAUGUAAUCCCGAUGUUGCAAUAUCAAUAAUACGAAGUAAUGAAUCAACAAAAUUAUUUAAUUUAGAAAAAUUAAAUAAAAGAUCAAAUUCAGAUCAUAAUUUUAAUCAAUCAUCAUCGGUAGCAGGAUCAACAACAAAAACAAUAAUAUCAAAUUCAAAUGAUGAAAUUAAUCAAUUUGAUAAUAAUUUUCAAGAAGAAUUUAUGAUAAAUGAUAAUAAUGAAAUAAAAAAUUCACCUACAAAUAAUUUUUUCGAAUUACCUUUACCUACUGAUUCAGAUUAUAUUAAACCGUUAAAUAGUUUUGCCUACCAAACUGAAUCAAUUGUCAUGGAAUUAAAACCAUGUCCUAUUUGUAAUCGAACUUUUGUACCAGAUAAAUUAGAAAAGCACGUUAAAAUUUGUGAAAAAUGGGCAACACAAAAAAGAAAAGUUUUCGACUCAUCACGUCAACGUCGUGAAGGUACUGAAAUGGCAGCUUAUUUACCAAAAGAUUUUGGCUUUUCAACAUCUAAACAAUGUUCACCAGAAAUUGGAAUACCAUUAGAAUCUAAACACGAAAUAAAUUCAUCUGCAACAUUUCCGAAUCAAAUUAUUGAAAGUAAACAUCAUUCAUUACAGCAACAACAACCACAACAAAUUCAUCAUCCAUUGAGGCAAAAAUCUAUUACUUCAAAUAAUACAUUAUUGGGAACUAAAAAAUCAUUAAGUCCAACGUCACGUAUGACAGCAGCACAAAUUGCUGAAAUUAAAGCAAGAGCUGAAGCCAAACGUCAUAUCCCACCAGCCAGUGAGCAAUGUCCUGAAUGUGGACGUCAUUUUGGAAUAAAAGCCUACGAUAGGCAUGUUGAAUUUUGUAAAGAAAAAUCUAAAAUAGCACAAUUUAAAGGUAAUAAUACAUCACAAGCCAAAGAACGUUUAGAAGCAAGAACAAAAUAUAGGGCACCAAAUUUAAGAUUAAAAAGAGCUGCUGUAAGAGAUAAAUAUUCUGGAAAUGGAGACGAUGCACAUGAUGAAAAUCGAUUUGAUGAUUUUUUAAGCAUGUCAAAUUCAUUAAGUUCUUCAUUUAUGAGCGAUGGGGGUUAUUCCGAUAAGUAUGACCCAUUUUUAUCAGCAAAACGACAACUCGAAGAGUUAUGUUCACCGACAUCAACAACAAAAACAAAAUUUGAUGAAAUAAAAUCACCGAAAACACCACUAACACCAAAAACUCCACUAUAUUCCAACAUAAAAGCUAAUCAACACCAAAUUUUAAAUUCUUCAACUUCAUCACCAAUGACAUCUUCUUAUACAGGUCCUUCUACAACUUCUUCAAUUAAUCCAAGUAGAACUUUAAAUGCUGUUAAAUCGAAUUUUAGAAGAACAUCUUCAUUGCGAGCACCUCGUAAAAGUACCCCUUCACGUCCUUUGUUUGUACCGCCGAAUCGUUCAAGACCAUCAACAAUACAAAGAGGUAUUUCUGACGAAGGACCGAUUUCAACAAAUUUUAUAAAACCUGAAGAAUAUGAUGAAAUGCCUGUUAAAUCAGCUUGCAUAAAUAACUUUGCAACAUCCGUUAACAGUCCAAGAUUGAAACGAGAUGCCAGUCCUAGACCUCGUCUUUUAUCCAACAGUUCUCGUGAAUCCAGUCCAAAAACACUUAAACGCGAUCCUAGUCCAUUGGUUGUUCGCCGAAGCUCUAAUUCAAAUUUAAAUCGCAGAAAUUUACGGUUGAAUUUAAAUAAUGGGGAUGAAAAUAUUCCAUCCGGAGUGCAGAAAACUGAUUCAUUGGCAGUAUUUUUGAAAUAUGAAAAUGAAUUAGUCAGAGGAUUAGUUGAUGCACAAAACAAUCAAGAAAAUAAUACAUUAGAGACCGUAUCAACUGAAACUACACCAACAAUAAAAUCCUCGCUUCCAACUCCCGUAACAGAAAAAGAUUUAAAAGAUAAAACUAAUAUCUUAAGUAAACAAAAUUCAUUAAAAAAUUCUUCAAGCGAUUUACAAGUUGAUAAAAAUUUUAAUUUUAAUUACCUUAAUAAUGAAAAGGAAUUGAAAUCUUCUAUAUUAAAGCCAAAUUCUAAUAUGACAGAUCAGCACCAUAAUGUGAAUAACAGAAAUUUAAAUAGUUUUGGAUCGAGACCACGAACGGCUGAAACAUAUUUAUCACUUAACAAAAUUUUGCCAAUCAAACUAGAUCCGCUACCGAAAUCUAUUGUAAUGAAAAAUUCUAUAUCAAAUCUUUCAUCUUCAAAAUCAUCUAGUACUCAAUCGAAUACUCAAUGUAAUAAUACUCUUGCCCCGUUAUCUCCCUCCAGUAAAAUUUUAAGUAAAACUAAUUCAAUGAAUAGCAAUAAGGUUAAUUUAACUUCAAUUUUCUUCAAUAAUAAUAACGACUCCAAAGACCAUAAUUAUAUUGAUCCAAAAUUAAUAAAUCCUUGUGAUAAUUUAACUGUAACUUCAGUUGAUUCGACAGAUGACAUAAAAUCCAAUUGGAGUCAAGAAUCAAAUGAUACAACUAAAAUGAAUCAAAAUAUCAAUGAAAAUCUACCAAAAAGAGAGAAUCAAAACGAAUCUGCUGACCUUGAAACAUUUUCAUUAGACAUAGAACAAUUGCAACAAGAUCAAGGUCAAGACCAAUUAUCAACAUGUAGUCGAAAUUCAAUGAUGAGUGAAAAAAGUAACAAAUUAUUUAAACGUCAAAUUCGAUUAGGGAAAAAUCAAUUUUUGUAUGAUGCUUCGCCAAGCGAUAGUGAAUCUAGUCCUGAACUAAUUGAUAUUGGUCAAAAUUCUAAUACUGAUAAUAUGGUCAAUAUAGAUAGAAAUAGUAACGUAAGACAGUCUUCUAAACCUUCAACAAUACAAACAACUACACUAACAAAAAAUCCAUCACCAUUUACAUGCGAAAAUGAAUUUGAAUCUUUUCUUCCUCCUAGCAUAAAUCCAAUUUUUGAUAAUUUUGAUUUUGAAGAAUUUCUUGCAACUUUUGAAAACAAUAAUGAUAUUGAUGAUUCAUUUCCUGGUUUGAAAGAUUGCAAGGAAUUUUUAAUGAAUCGUUGUCUUAAUAUGCGUUCAAAUAAUAAUUUUAGUAAAAACUUAACAAUGUUUCAUCAAUAUCAUAAUAAUUCCCCUUGCGAUUCGAUUAGAGCCCAAAAAUUGGAAGAAGAACAAAACAUUGAAAAUAAGAAACGGUCACAAAAUGAAGAUGAAAAGCAUGAAAUUUUUAUAAGCAUUGAAACUGAUCAAAAUGAAAAUGAAGAGCCAUUGGAUGUUAAUUCUUGUACAAGCGAUCCGUCUAUAAUGAAAAAUCCUGAAGUUGAAGAGAUUAAUGGUAAUGAUAAUAAAUUUACAAAAAUUGAAACUUACCAUUUACCCAUAUUUGAAGAGGAUAAAGACAAUUCACUAACAGAUUUUGAAAUCAAGUCUAUACCCAGAAAUAAAUUAAUUAAAAAAUCAAUUCAUGAAAACCAUAAAACUAAUGAAAAUGGCAAUAAAAAUAUUGGCAACUAUGAAAAUCUUAGAGAAAAAACUAAUGAAUCAAAUAAUUCUGACAUAUAUCCAGUUGAUUCAGAUGAUGUCAGUAGCGUAGAAUGUUUUCCGAUUGGCCGUAAAAGUAUCAAAUCAAAAACGAGUUCGGAUUCUGCAUAUGGAAGUUUGUCACGCAAUAGUCCAACAUCAGCAGAUCGAACAACAUUUCAUCGUCUAUCUGGCAAAGGACAAAAUCAUCUACCAUCACCAUCUAAUAUUUCUUCUUUUGAACAAAAUGAGAGUAAAAUAGCAAUGCGUGAGAAUAAUAAUCAUUUAAAUGCAAGUUCUAGUGGUUCUGAAAACUCACUAUUACGAACCGAUAAUAAAUAUUUGCAACAGCAAGAACAAAAUCGUUCCUCUUCUAAGGAUGACUCAAUUAAUUUUCUUCAUCAAAAUUUUAAUAUAAAAUCAGAAAAUAAUUAUAAUAUCAGAAAGGACUCAUGUUCAAAAGAUUCUUUAAAUGAUUCCAACGAUAAUUGUAAUACAAAACCAAUAUUAUCAAAAUUUUGUUAUGAAUGCGGUAGUAAAUUUUUGGUUGCAACAGCUAAAUUUUGUAUGGAAUGUGGUGUUAGACGAUUAGCUAUUGAAUAAUAAUGAUAUAAUAAUUUGAUAUAAUCAAAGUUAAGUAAAAUCAUAAUUAUUUGUAACAAAAAAAAUGUAAAAUUCAAGAAUAGAAAAAGUUAUUUUUAAAAAUAUUAAAACAUUUUUAUCCAUAUUAUAAUUAUUAUAUUAUUAUAUUAUACUAACAAUUUAAAAAGCAAAAAAAAAAAAUGGAAAAUUUAAUAUUAUAUGUAUGUCAUCAUGUUUUUAGGUAAUUAAUUAAAUUAAUAAAAUUGUAUUAAUUUCAAAUAAUAGUUACAUAAAUGAGCGCAAUUAAAAAAUGUAUAUUUUUACGUAAUUUAUUUUAUUAUUAUUAACAAAAAAAUGAAAAACAGAGUUGAAUUCAGAUUUACAUUAUGCCUGAAAGAGUGAAAACAGAACGAUGUUAAAGCGAAUUUAUAUAAAUAGUAUUCCUUUAUUUAAUUAUAUUAAGGAAAAAGUAAAUACAUGGUUAGAUACAUGGUUAUUAGUAAAUACAUAGUUCUCUCAGAUUAAAAAUUUAAAUUUACAAAAGCAAAUAAAAUAGAAGACAACGAACUUAUACCUAUAUGAAUUCGCUUAAGAAGUCAUUCUAAAAAUAUCAUAAAUUAAAUUUUGCAAUUUUUAUAUACCUAAUUUGCUGGUACGUAUUGAUUUAUAAAGUAAAAAACAAAAAAAAAUUUAAAAAAAUAGAAAUUUAAUCGUACCAACAGUUUUAAGUACUUGAAAUAAUUAGAUGCCCAAUUGCAUUUUGUAUAAUUCUACAUUAAUAAAUUAUUUAAAAAAAAAAAUAAUAUUAAACAUAUAUGAAAAAUUUUUUUUAAACCUGGGCGUUACUGCACCAACAACUUUUUACUUUUUUUAAUCAAUUGAUCAAAAAGUUUGCAAAAUUUCUGUUGCAUCAAAGAUCAAAAACCAUUAAUGACCUACAUAUUUUAUGAAUUAUAUUAACUAAAAGUAAAAGCGAAAGUUGAUGCAAUAGGGUCAAUUAAAAGUGUUUAUAAUAUUACAUGUAGCAUAACAUCAAACAUUAUGGAUCAAAUAAUUUUAAAAAUAUACAACUCUGAUAGAGAUUUUUUAAAUUAAAUAUGAGCAGAAAUUAAAAAUUCCUAUUAUUAUUUAUUCACAAUGUAUGAUGUGAUGUUAGUGGAUUGUUGUAACUUUCUCUACCUUAAUUUCAAUUAUAAUUAAAUUUUUAAAUUCUGUUUUAAACAAUAAUAUUGAAAGGAAAACAAUUAGGACGAAUCCUUUUUUUUUUUUGUUUUUGAUUAAUUGCAGCAGCUUUUAAUUAUAGUUCUUGAUAUCGACAUUCAUACUCAAAUAAUAUAAUUUAUUGUAAUAAAUUUUGAAUUCACAAAAAAUUAUAAGGGAGAAAUCCCAAAAUAAAAUUCAAACCAUAUUAAAAAUUAAUAAAUAUUUUUUAUUAAUUUUAUUUUAUUGCAAAUUUUAUUUAUGAUUAAUAUACAUAAUGUACUAAAAUUAUUAUUUUUUAAUUUUAUUAUUUUUAUUUUUAUUUUUUUUUUUAAUUUAACAAAGACUGAACUUAUCUUCCA
Molecule: messenger RNA, 6555 nt
Organism: Condylostylus longicornis
Lineage: Eukaryota; Metazoa; Arthropoda; Insecta; Diptera; Dolichopodidae
Exons: 7
Coding region: 443-5014 (1523 amino acids)
Source: RefSeq, a predicted model, not a curated record